Messenger RNA from Chiloscyllium plagiosum (whitespotted bambooshark), 1563 nucleotides. RefSeq names its product arkadia (RNF111) C-terminal like ring finger ubiquitin ligase 2Ca (gene ark2ca). The record is from RefSeq and is a predicted model, not a curated record. Gene Ontology annotation, molecular function: zinc ion binding; ubiquitin protein ligase activity. Gene Ontology annotation, cellular component: nucleus. NCBI's taxonomy places the organism in Eukaryota, Metazoa, Chordata, Chondrichthyes, Orectolobiformes, Hemiscylliidae.
GAGCUACAUUGAGGGGGAGGUGGAGGUCAUGUACAAUAGGGUCAGUUACCCCGAUUGGCUGGCUGGAGUGCCACAGGAUAUAAAGUCUCUGGAUAAUGAGUGUUCUUGAUUGCCCUGCUGUUCUUUGUAUGAGAGGCAGCUGCAGGCACAGCUCCACAUUUGAAUGUAUAUAGGGGAUUGGAGGGCAGCAGCUCCAUGGGCCAUCUGUCUCAGCGGCCGUCAGCAACAAAGGCUCCAGGAUGGUGCUAGUACAUGUCGGAUAUCUUGUUCUUCCAGUUUUUGGAUCUGUGAACAACAGAGGUGGCCCUUUCCCAAGGUCACAGCAGUCGCACGUCACGUCCUGCAGACACCUUCAUCUCCCUCCACAAUCUGAGUUCCCUUCAUCUCACUCUGUCCAAUCUCAGCCAGGUCUGAGCAAUCAACUGACUCCAUCACACCAGCACACCACGACUGCAGUGCCGGUACACCAGCCUUUGACACCUUUACCAAGCCCACAGUUCCAGGACGUUCCGAGCUUCUUACCUCAGUCAUUACACCAGCAAUAUCUCUUACACCAGCAGCUCCUGGAGGCUCAGCACCGAAGGCUGUUGCCAUUCCCCAGACGGACACAGGAAAGAGCUCCUCCUUAUCCCCACCGUCUCCGAACAGGUUUUGACUUCAGCAACCAUCUCCAUCCUGCUUCAGCAUUGGGAACACAGCCCAGGUACCUGACUGAAGGCACUGACUGGGAUAUCAGUGUAGAGGCUGGUUUGCCCCAUACUCAGUACCAGCCCCUCCCAGUACAUCGUUUACACCAUUACCUAGCAACACCCAGGAUACAUCAUUUCUCUCGAAGUAUGUCUUCAGCAUCUGUGAUUAUUCCUGACUUGAGGAAUUACUCUUAUCCGCAACUUCAUCUAUUGGCUCUGCAAGGGUUAAAUGGGAGUCGGCAGAGUCCUGCUGUUAGGGAAAGUUAUGAGGAACUGUUACAACUAGAGGACAGACUCGGUACUGUGAACCGUGGAGCCAUGCAAAAUGUGAUCGAGAGGUGUACCUUCCCACACAAAUACAAGAAGAGAAUGCAACAGAAUCUCAAGGAGCCAAAAGAUGAUGAUGAGGAAACAGACCUUGACGAGAAAUGUACGAUCUGUUUAUGUAUGCUGGAGGAGGGUGAAGAUGUUCGGCGGCUUCCCUGUAUGCACCUCUUUCACCGAGUCUGUGUCGACCAAUGGCUGGCUACCAGUAAGAAGUGCCCGAUCUGCCGAGUAGACAUUGAAGCACAGCUCUUACCAGACAGCUGAUUGAGCAAAUGCUCGCAACAGAAUUCCACAUGAGCAGAAAACACCUUUAUCCCACAACAUGCCAAGGGGUGGGGAGUUCAGCCUUGUAACCACGCAUUGCCUUUUGAGUAUUCUAUUUUUGAAACUGCAAAAUCUGAAUCAAACAGUGGUGGCCUUGUGUUAAAUGAGGGCUUUAGUCACUUUAGAAUAGGGCAUGAUUGACAUAGCCAUUUGGACCACUGAACUGUGGGAGCUGGUUCUCCCAGAGGAUAGUGGGAUUUAUCAUUCGUAUUAGAAUUUUUUC